Aspergillus vadensis CBS 113365 is the source of this 946-nucleotide messenger RNA. RefSeq lists its product as uncharacterized. Lineage: Eukaryota; Fungi; Ascomycota; Eurotiomycetes; Eurotiales; Aspergillaceae. The transcript has 4 exons. Bases 50 to 946 code for a protein of 298 amino acids. The record is from RefSeq and is a predicted model, not a curated record.
GUUCUUUUAACUUUGUUAGAAAGGUAAGUCUCCCAAUUCUAAUCUCACAAUGCCGUCCUCUAGCAAGGCCAGAAAGGCCAAAAUGGUUAAGAACCAACCCAGCAUCAAAAAAUACUUCAAGAGGAAGCAGGAUGAGGUCAAGGCACCAAUUCCAGCUACCUCUCGUCCGAUCAAACGUCGCCGGGCCUGUGGCCUGGAUGAUGGGUCGGAUGGGGAUGGCAGCGGCUGCAAGGACAGUGUCCCUGAAAACAAGCUGCCAUCAAGUGAAGGUGAUCGCAAGCUGGACAGUGUCCAGAAGGCCUCACCUUCGCUCCUGAAGUGCGGGGAAAGUGAGAUGGACUGCGUCCAUCCUGCGACCCUGCCUGAUGACGAUUCUGCCCUCAUCAGUGAUGGGGAACAGGACGUUAUCGACGUCGAAGUCGGCGACAAUGAGUAUAUUGCCUGCCCAGACGACGACGUCGAGGUUAACGAUAAGUUCGAAGUCAUAGUGACUUAUGCAACUCAUCGCCUCACCACACCUGUCAAGACGGACACAAAGUUUCUUAUCCAAAGGCGCUUCCGGGUCAGUGACCCAGAAGACCGGAUAAGAAUGCGGGCUGGCCAAGAGGUCCAGCACGCUGAUAUGUCGCUAGACAGCGAGCUUGAUAUACAGUACGACGAGCUGAGUAUACAGUGUAUUUCAGCUUCAUCAUCCAAAGUGUUCCGGGUCAGUGACCCAGAAUACUGGCUUGGAGUCGAUGACAGUGGUAUCGUCAGGGAUGAGAAGAGUCUCUUUUACCCCGGUGAUGUCGAUGGUGAUGCCAAGUUCGAAGAAGGUGGUCCUCAAAUUGUUUUUGAGAAGGGAGUAGUCUUAGAGGCUCUCUACCUCCCAUUCAUGGCGACGGGUGCGGUUUUGUCCCUGGUGAUAUGGAUCACCUGGGCAAUACCCGCUGUGAAACCUGUGUAG